Messenger RNA from Morone saxatilis (striped sea-bass), 5318 nucleotides. Its product is annotated as leukocyte tyrosine kinase receptor-like. Gene Ontology annotation, molecular function: protein binding; ATP binding; transmembrane receptor protein tyrosine kinase activity. Lineage: Eukaryota; Metazoa; Chordata; Actinopteri; Moronidae. Gene Ontology annotation, cellular component: signaling receptor complex; membrane. The record is from RefSeq and is a predicted model, not a curated record. Gene Ontology annotation, biological process: cell surface receptor protein tyrosine kinase signaling pathway; regulation of cell population proliferation; multicellular organism development.
AUGAUUCCAGUGAAGACCCCGCCAGCUGCCACACCUUGCAUAGAUCUACAGAUCCACUACCUGGACUCUUAUCCUCCCAACCCUUUCAUGGGUGAACCAUUGGCUGGUAGGACCAUUGCCGGAAUUCCUAGAGGGUACUGGAGCUUUUCCUGGGUAGCCGAGGACGACCUGAGCUUUCCCAGCGACUCCAUGCCCGCAUCAGAUCACCAAUGUCCUGGCAGAACCUGUGAUCAGCACCUGGAAAGUACCCCAGAGUUCACAUGGAGCAUAGUGGCUGACGGAGACCUGCGGGAGGAAAGAAACGAGAAAAACGAAAAGAAGGCAGGAAGUCCCCAGGGUUGGGAGGAAGGUAAGAACGAAGGUCAGUUCCUCUGGGUGAACAGUUCAGCCUUUGGUGGUCCCUGGGUGCUGAGUCCUUGGCUGUGGGGGGGCCAGGGUCAAUGUAGUCUGGACAUGGCUGUGUUCUUCCACCCCAAGCAAAGUGGGAAGUACACCAUAUGGUUUAUAGAGCGGGACAAACCUCCACUUGCCCUCUUCUCCACUGACACGCUGCCACGCAUCACAGGCUGGGCAGUGGUCCACCUCACCCUGGGGACCCACGGAGGAUCUCCUUUUCGAGUCUCGGCCAGCUACGAUCAGCGGAUUCCACAGGAUGACACAGCCACCAUCGAGCCCCACUUCACCACCAACUGCACCAUGGUGUCCUCACCCGGCCCUAACAUCACACUGGACGGCCAGUACCACUGUCACCAGGGGCCUGGGAUCCCACUGGACAAACUAUGCGACUUCAACACAGACUGUCCACUCGGCGAUGACGAAGGCGACCUAUGUCGUCAUUUUCUCAAUGGCAGCUACUGCUCUUUUGAAGAGGGCGAGUGCAGUUGGCAGUCAAUAACUGGCCGCAGCCUCUACUGGAGAAGACUCCAGUCACCAGCCAAGGCUACCAGACAGGGCUGCCCGUCAUCAGGUGCUACAUUCACUGUGGAAGGCCAGUCCAAAGGCCAGCGUGGCUCAGCAUUACUGAGGAGUCCUCUCUUUCCUCCUCCUCUAAGAAACUCCCCGUGCACUGUGCGAUUCUGGAUGUGUUCUGGAGGCUUACAGAAGGGGUCACUGUCUUUAUGGAUAGUGGAGAACAGUACAGGCCCUGAGGAGCAGCGCAGACUGUGGCAUUCAGCCAGUGAACCCAAAUCUGAAAGGGGAUGGAAAUUCAUCGUACUUCCCCUUUAUGGACUGGCAGACUGGUUCUGGCUGCAGUUCAGCACAGAAGAUGGACCUGGACGCGGUUCAGCCAUCUCUCUUGACAAUAUCUCUUUUAGUAUGGACUGCUUCCUGGCAUCUAACGGCGAGUUUCCACCAGUGAUCACCAGCACAACCAAGAUGACGCCCCCGUCCAAUGGAAGCCCUCUGUGUAAGUCCAAAAAAUGGAUUUUUCAUACCUGUGGGGCUGUGGGACCUGAAGGCCCAACUCCCACUCAGUGCCUCAACUCCUACAGGAACAGCAACGUCAACGUGACAGUAGGCACCCGAGGGCCCUUCAAAGGCAUUCAGAUGUGGCGGGUCCAGGAAACUGGCACCUACAGGAUCACAGCCUACGGCGCAGCUGGCGGUCGAAGCGUAAUGGCCAUGAGCAGGUCACAUGGUGUCUACAUCACAGGGGACUUCCUACUGAGGAAGGGCGAGCUGCUUUACAUCCUGGUGGGACAGCAAGGAGAGGAUGCAUGCCCCAAUUCCAACGGUAUGCUGAAUAAGAUCUGCCUGGAACAGAGCAGCCCGAUGGUGAACAAAACACAAGUGAAAGGGGGCGGAGGAGGAGGUGGCGGGGCUACGUAUGUGUUUAAGGUGGACAAAGGACUGUACAUCCCCCUCAUCAUUGCUGCUGGGGGAGGUGGACGUGGCUACAGCAGCCAAUCAGAGACCCAGCUGGAGCAGAGGGACUAUGAUCCCAGCCAACCGGGACGCAACGGGAAGUCAAAUGCUGCAGGUGGAGGCGGAGGUUGGAACGACAGUGCUCCCAUCAGUCAGGGUGGCAAACCGCUGGUGCUGGGAGGUCAGGGAGGACAGGCCUGUCAAAAGUUCUGGCAGACCCACGGCGGCUUCGGGGGUGGCGGGGGUGGCUGUAUGUCCGGGGGCGGCGGUGGAGGCUACAGAGGUGGUAACACCUCCAUAGAUAACAAUACCAAACAUGACGGUGACGAUGGCACGUCCUUCCUUGGCCCCGAGGGAGAGCUCUUCCUCUUUCCUCUGAAAGCUAUGGAAGGGGAUGGUGAGGUGAUCAUUAGUCCAGUGCCGAACUGCAGCCAUUGUGUGAGCGGUGAAUGCUACGAGAUCCAGGACAGUGUCCUCUGCUACUGUGAUGAUGACCUCAUCCUGGCACCAGACGGUGUGUCCUGCAUCAACACUACAGAGGUAAUCGUGCUGACUCCCCAGCCGUCUCUCUCCCACCUGGCGCUCGGUCUGUCCGUGGGCACCUCGGCCCUCAUCGCCGCCCUGCUGCUGGCCGUGUCCGGAGUCAUGAUAAUGUAUAGGCGUAAACACACAGAGCUGCAGUCUAUUCAGCUGGAGCUGCAGAGUCCAGACUGCAAGCUCAGUAAGCUGCGGGCCUCCACCAUCAUGACCGACUACAACCCCAACUACUGCUUCGCCGGCAAGACGGCAUCGGUAAAUGACCUGAAGGAAGUACCGCGACGUAAUAUCUCCCUCACCAGGGGUCUGGGUCACGGUGCUUUCGGUAAGCUCUACGAAGGGCUGGCAGUGGGGAUACCAGGUGAACCAAGUCCACUGCAAGUGGCAGUCAAGACCCUUCCAGAAGUUUGCUCUGAGCAAGAUGAAUUGGACUUCCUCAUGGAGGCUCUAAUAAUCAGUAAGUUUAGCCACCAGAACAUUGUGCGUUGUGUAGGAGUGAGUCUGCAGGCCAUGCCCAGGUUCAUCCUGCUGGAGCUGAUGACUGGUGGAGACCUCAAAACGUUCCUGAGGGAGACCAGACCCCGGCUGGAGCACCCGUCCAGUCUGACCAUGGUGGACCUUCUCAAUGUGGCCAGAGACAUCGCUAAGGGCUGCCAGUAUCUGGAAGAGAACCAAUUUAUACACAGGGACAUUGCUGCUCGGAAUUGCCUACUGACCUGCAAAGGACCGGGCCGUGUGGCCAAGAUUGGAGAUUUUGGGAUGGCUCGAGACAUUUACAGGGCGAGCUAUUACAGGAAGGGUGGGCGUGCCAUGCUGCCAGUGAAGUGGAUGCCACCUGAAGCCUUCAUGGAGGGCAUCUUCACAUCUAAAACAGACACAUGGUCAUUUGGGGUUCUGCUGUGGGAGAUCUUCUCCUUGGGCUACAUGCCAUAUCCAAGUCGCAGUAACCAGGAAGUGUUGGAGUUUGUAACCAAUGGUGGAAGAAUGGACCCACCUAAAAACUGCCCUGGACCAGUGUACCGUAUAAUGACUCAGAGUUGGCAGCAUCAGCCUGAAGACAGACCCAACUUCUCAACUAUCCUGGAGAGAAUUGACUACUGCUUACAGGACCCUGAUGUGGUGACCAUGCCCCUGCCUAUAGAGUACGGACCUGUUCCUGAAGAGGAGGAGCGUGUACCCAUGCGCCCUGAUGACCCCUCAGCUCCGACCGUGCUGGUGAAUGCCCAGGUGCCUGAUGGGGAGGCUCCACAGCCGCCCCCAUCCUAUCCUUCAGAGGAGAACCGGAGAGGUGGGGAGCAGAGUGUGGUGACUAGCACAGCGUUGGAGGCCAAAGCACAGAUGUCAGCCCAGCCCCAGCCAUACCUGCAACAGCACCAACAGCCUCCAACGCAGACCUCCAUCACCAUGACAACCACUAACACAGUGACCUCCACAUCCACCGCUACACUCACUGCCAAGGGACCUCAUGUCACUACCCAGCCCAGCGCUGAGGGGGGCCACAUCAACCUGGCGUUCACCCAGGGACACCCACCAGAGAAGGAGGGCCACAACGGGAAGAACACCAGUCUCUGGAACCCGACAUACGGCUCGUGGUUCCUGCAGCAGAGGAAGCAGCAGCAGCAGCAGCAGAGGCAGGCAGGGGUGGGGGGAGCAGGAGGGAGCAGUGGAAGGGUGCCUGGCGAGGGGCAGGAGCACAUGGGCCGGACUGUGGCUGAGAUGGCAGGGGCGCUGGGCCUCCAGCACCAGCACAAGCAGUUCCAGCAUCAGCUCCAGCAGCAGCACCAACUCCAGCUGCUGCACCACCAGCAGCAGCAGCAGCAGGGUCUUUGCAGACCUCUGUUACCCCCACCACCACCUCCUGCUGCCCAGUCACCUCUGCUUUUAGAUUCAGCCGCAUUGCCCCCAGUACCCCUCUACAGACUGAGACGAUUCCCCUGUGGGAACAUCGGUUACGGCUACCAGGAGCAAGGCAUGCCGCUGGAGGCCACCCACGGUAACCCCAACCCCCCUCCUCCACCCCAGCAGGGCACCUCCAUGCCCUCCUCAACAGCCCAUUCAAGGGGGGCCUCCAUUCCCACGUCAGUGUCCCUGAGUCGGUCAGCUAUGUCCGAGGACAGCCGUCCACUGCUAGUCACCAUGGGGACGGUACAGGACCCCAGGCUUCCCAGGUUGGAGGGCCACAACGCCACCGUGCUUUAGCCCAAAUGCCUGUACCGCUGGUCAUUUUUUCAGGUCCUGUCUUUGGAGACUGUGUGUUCAGGACACAUAGCAGGAAACACUGUGUCAGGACAAAGACCAUUUUACACCACCCCUACCGUCCCACCAUUUUGGUUUCUUCUUCCAAUGUGGAAAGAACCCAUCUAGCUGAAAGAAAGCUUUUCCCAUGAGGUGUGUUAAAAUUCCCAAUGGAUGCUAAAGCACAUCAGAGAACUAAAAAAAAAAGCUUUGGGAGGCAAAAUGUAGAGUAAAGGCUAGUUUUGAGAGUUUAAAAAAUGUAUUUUUUCAACACUGGAGGGUUUCUGACAGAGAGAUACUGAGAAAGAAUCAGAUGGAGAGUUUAUGGCACAGGAAGACAACUUUCCAUCUGGUAGAGACCAGGAGGGAGCACAUAUGCCAUGUGUUCAUUGACAGCUGAGGAUGUCUCUUGUCUAUGAGAACGGACUAUUAGAAAGAUUCAAAUCUCUAUAUUUUGCCAGACUUUCAUUCACAAACUUUGGUGACCAGUUUGACUGUAGCAUCUGCAAAGUUGUCUGCAGCUGCCAGCUACACGUGUCAGUUCUACUGCAGAGUCCUCACACUGUUCCUCACCCACAUCCUUUUGGAAAACAACAGUGCGGUAAAUUACUUGUAUCAGACUAUUUUUCAAGAAUAUCACAGAGUUGGACACUGGGUUACCAGAGACAUUUAUAUGACAA